UCUGCCCAACGAGGGUCCCUGGGGAUCAUCCAGCCACGAUCCUCCCAUGGGGGAUGGAGCUGGAGCAGCGCACGAAGCUCUUCCCACACUCGGGACACUCGCGGCCUCUCCCUGGUGUGGAAGUGCUGCCCCUCCUCCUGAGGGAUCUCUGGGGCUUUUCCUCCUCCUCCAUCUAUCCACAGCUUGAGAAUGACAAACCCCGAUUUGGGGGAAACGUGGAAGGCACAAAAGCAGCACCAGCACCUCCUGGGGCUCCCUCUGCUUCCAAAGAGGAGGCCAAAGAGGAGGAAGACAGCAGUGAGCUUCCCGCUGCUCUGGGGGACGAUGGUGAACUUCCCUCAGUGCUGGGAGAUGACAGUGAACUUCCCGCUGCUCUGGGAGAUGAGGGCGAACAUCCUGCGGUGUGGGAAUGCAACGGCGAGGCUCCCGCGGUGUGGGACAAGGACAGGGGGCAUCUCCCGGCGUGGGACGAGGACGGUGGAUGUGCCCUGGUGUGGGACCAGAAUGGCCAAGCUCCCACGGAGUGGGAGGAGGACAACGGACAAUUCGCAGUGUGGGAUGAGGAUGGAGGACAUCUCCCGGAGUGGGAUGAGGAUGGAGGACAUCCUGUGUCUUGGGAAGAGGAGAGUGAACAUCUCCCAGCAUGGGAAGUGGACAGUGACCAUCCCCUGGCUUGGAAAGAUGAUGGCGAACCUGCAUUAUUUUGGGAAGAGGAUGGAGAAGCUGCAGCAUUUUGGGAAGAGGCUGGAGAACCUCCCUCUGCUUGGGAAGAGGACAAUGAAGCUCCCUCUACUGUGGGAUCCUGGGCUGAACAUUCUGACAGCAGCACAGUCCUGCAGCCAGAGGGGAGAGGGGAGUGGUGCCUGAUGCAGCUGAGUACGUCUGCUCUGUUCCUGGGUGCCCGAGCAGGGAACACCGUGAGCGAGGCGGAGCCUGGCCAGAAAUACCUGGAAGUGGAGCAGAUUGGCCAAGGGGCUUUCGGAACCGUUUACAAAGGACUCGACAGGGCCACUGGAGGAGAGGUGGCCAUCAAGAAAAUGAGUCUCAGAGGGCAGAACAGGGAACGAGCUGUGAAUGAGAUCCUGCUCCUGAAGGACAAGAAGAACCCCAACAUUGUCAAAUUUCUGGACAGCUUCCUUGUUGAUGGAGAUGUCUGGCUGGUGAUGCAAUACAUGGAUGGAGGAACUUUGCAGGAUGUUGUCAGACAGAUACGCAUGGCUGAAGGAGAGAUGGCAGCUGUCAGUCGGGAGUGUCUGCAGGGCCUGGAUUUCCUCCAUUCCAAGCGGGUGAUCCACAGGGAUCUGAAGAGCUCCAACAUCCUCCUGGGCAAGGACGGCUCUGUCAGGCUGGCUGAUUUUGGCCUCUGCGCUCAGCUCAGCCCUGAGCAGGACCAGUGCAGCUCCAUGGUGGGCACUGCUCACUGGAUGGCCCCAGAAGUUGUGACCAGAUCUCCUUAUGGCCCCAAGGUGGACAUCUGGGCCUUUGGCAUUGUGACCAUCGAGAUGGUGGAAGGAGAACCUCCUUACUUCAAGGAAUCGGUGGCCAUGGCUCGUGCUCUGAUCCGGCAGAACGGGACCCCGCAGCUGCAGGAGCCCCGGUGCCUGUCGGCUCUGCUGCGGGACUUCCUCGAGUGCAGCCUGGAGACGGACGAGGAGCGGCGCUGGGCUGCCCAGGAGCUGCUGCAGCACCCAUUUUUAUCAUCAGCCAAGCCUCUCUCCAGCCUGACACCUCUGAUCACUGCAGCAAAGCAACUGAGGGAGCAGCGGAGGAGAUGAAGCACUUGAGGGCAGCUUCUUGUUACAGUAGUUAGGUCAACUAGGUAGUUAUGGUAGUUAGCACUGCUAGUUGGUUAGGGUAGUUAGGAUUGCCUG
Molecule: messenger RNA, 1871 nt
Organism: Melospiza georgiana
Lineage: Eukaryota; Metazoa; Chordata; Aves; Passeriformes; Passerellidae
Product: serine/threonine-protein kinase PAK 3-like
Biological process (GO): regulation of axonogenesis; regulation of actin cytoskeleton organization; protein phosphorylation
Cellular component (GO): cytoplasm
Molecular function (GO): ATP binding; protein serine/threonine kinase activity
Source: RefSeq, a predicted model, not a curated record